This is a messenger RNA of Medicago truncatula (barrel medic), 2242 nucleotides long. RefSeq names its product serine carboxypeptidase-like 27. Bases 476 to 1855 code for a protein of 459 amino acids. Lineage: Eukaryota; Viridiplantae; Streptophyta; Magnoliopsida; Fabales; Fabaceae. Gene Ontology annotation, biological process: proteolysis. Gene Ontology annotation, molecular function: serine-type carboxypeptidase activity. The record is from RefSeq and is a predicted model, not a curated record. Gene Ontology annotation, cellular component: vacuole. The transcript has 9 exons.
AAAUAAGAUCUAUAUAUAUCUUAGCCUCAAAGAUGGAAAGUUUGAUAAAUCCCAUGUGCACCACUCAACAGCUCAGUCAACUAGCAUGCUAAUAUACAAUGCAUUAUAUGCAACUAUCAAUCCAGAAACAGAUAACUAAAUUCAAAGCAUUCAUGAUUGGUUUCAAAGACCAAAUGCAUGCAUAGUUUCUAACAACUAACAACUCAUUAUUGUACAAACAUAAAUUAUUACUCACAUGUUUAUGUUUAUGUUUAUAAAUACCAUAGUUUUAUGUGUCUCACUUCCUCACAGUUUUAGCCUUGUUCCUUGUUUCUCUCUAUGCUAUGCAGGCAUUAGAUUAGAUUGAGUUUUAGAUCUUUUAGUAUUGGGAUGUGUGUUCCUAGAUUUGGUCUUUGAUUCUUUUUAGCACUUCGAUAAAUUCCAUUGGUUCUCUCAUUCAUUAGUACAUUUUUUGUUUUAUAGAAUAAUAAUAAUAAUGGGUUAUUCCAUAUUCUAUAUUGUUUUGUUUGUGUCCAUUUUCUGUGUUGGAAUUUCAUUGGCUUCUUCUAUAGAAGAUCAAAAGAGAGAUAAGAUUAGGCAGUUACCAGGGCAACCAAAGAAUGUUGGAUUUGAACAGUAUUCAGGCUAUGUGACUGUGAAUGAACAGAGUGGAAGGGCACUGUUUUACUGGUUAAUUGAAGCACCACUGAACCGUGGACCCAAUUCAAGGCCAUUAGUUUUAUGGCUUAAUGGUGGUCCUGGUUGUUCUUCUAUUGCUUAUGGUGCUUCUGAAGAAAUUGGUCCUUUUCGUAUUAGGCCUGAUGGCAAAUCACUUUUCUUGAAUCGUUAUGCUUGGAACAAUUUGGCAAAUAUACUGUUCCUUGAUUCUCCUGCUGGUGUUGGUUUUUCUUAUUGUAAUAAAACAACAGAUCUGUACACAUUUGGUGACCAGAAAACAGCUGAGGAUGCAUAUAUCUUUCUAGUUAAUUGGUUUGAAAGAUUUCCUCAAUAUAAGCAUAGAGAAUUCUACAUCGCUGGGGAAAGUUAUGCAGGUCAUUAUGUUCCUCAAUUGGCUCAAAUUGUUUACCAGAGAAAUAAAGGAAUCAAUAAUCCAACUAUCAAUUUUAAGGGAAUUAUGGUUGGAAAUGGUGUUACCGAUGAUUAUCAUGAUUAUGUUGGGACAUUUGAGUACUGGUGGACACAUGGUUUAAUUUCAGAUUCUACAUAUAGGAUUCUAAGAAUUGCAUGUGAUUUUGGAUCAUCUCUGCAUCCAUCAGUGCAAUGUUUUCAGGCUCUUAGAGUAGCAGUUGCUGAACAAGGAAACAUUGAUCCAUAUAGCAUUUAUACUCCGCCUUGUAACAAUACCGCAUCACUCAGAAGUGGCUUGAACGGUCGUUAUCCAUGGAUGUCUAGAGCAUAUGAUCCGUGUACCGAAAGGCAUUCUGAUGUGUAUUUCAAUCGUCCAGAAGUGCAGAAGGCGCUUCAUGCCAAUGUUACAGGGAUUCCAUAUAUUUGGAAGACAUGCAGUGAUAUUGUUGGGAAUUAUUGGACUGAUUCCCCAUUGUCUAUGCUUCCUAUAUAUCAUGAACUUAUCAAUGCUGGUCUCCGGAUAUGGGUAUUCAGUGGAGACACUGAUUCUGUAGUUCCACUGACCGCAACUCGAUAUUCUAUCGAUGCCUUGAAGCUACCAACCAUAAUCAAUUGGUACCCUUGGUAUGAUAGUGGCAAGGUUGGUGGAUGGAGUCAAGUUUAUAAAGGGCUCACACUGGUAACAAUAAGAGGUGCUGGACAUGAGGUUCCUCUUCAUAAGCCUCGCGAAGCGUUUAUUCUUUUCAGAUCAUUCUUGGAGAACAAGGACAUGCCAUCAUCAAGCUAAUGAGAAGCGUUUGUUCUUUUUCACUUCAAGUACAGAAGAACCAAAAAAGUACCUUACAUUCUUAAGAAUAACUUCAAUUCAUAUACAUGGAACAGGCUGAGACAGAAUAAGGAAUGCAUUUCUCAUGAGUUCCAUCUUGCAUCUCCGCCUGGAAAUUAAAUUUGAUAAAUCUACCAAUAGUAGUUCUUCAAUUGAAAAUGUGAUUAUUUUUAUAGAAGUGUUAUUCUUUAUUUAGUUUUCACUAUGCAAGAUUAAUGUGACAUCUUGUGCAGAAAACUGUUCUCAUAAAUGAAAAGUUUAAACUUUGCAUUUAGCUCCUGGAUGUCAACAUUAGUGCUCACAUUUUUUAAUAUGAUAUUACUUCACACAUUGUUGCCGAUUUUGUUC